UCCUUGUGCUCUAUCCUCCAUCCAUUCCUGAGAUCAGAGUCUCAUGGCUCAUGGCCCUUCUCUGCCCCUGCAGACGGACAAGGCGGAGCUCCGAAAACAGCCUGUCUUCCAGUGGAAGCAAGGAGAGUCUUCACUCAGGCGAGCGGAUCCACAAGCAGCCCAGCCAGGUGGAAGAUAUGGUCUUUCUGGAGGCCAAUGGCGAACUCAGUGAUAGAGCCCUUCAGGAGAUCCGUGCGACCUUCGAGCUUUGCGACGCCGAUGGCUCCGGGGAGAUCCAUGCGAAGGAGUUGCACACCGUCAUGAGGAACCUGGGCUUCAAAGUGAGCUAUGAGGAGGUCGAUCGGAUGAUUGCACAGGCUGACAACGGUAGCGGUGCCAUCAACUUUGAGAAAUUCAGUCGAAUGGUCAUGAGGAAGAUGAUGGAGCGGAAGCCGCGUGUGGAGAAUGCCUUUCAGCAGUUUGAUCCUGAUGGCUUUGGCUUCAUCACCCUCCAGAAGUUGAAGCGUGUUGCCAGGGCGCUGGGGGAGGAUUUGCGAGAUGACGAACUGCAGGACAUGCUGAAUCUCGCAGACAAGGACUGGACCAGAGGACUCUCCACGGUUUGGGCAGUCCAAGAGUUGAAGAUCCAGUAGAUCAGGACUGGGGGGAAGCAGCUGCCAGCAAGAUUCUCCUUCUGGGCUGCCAGUGUGUUCGGUUGCUUCACCACCGGGAUCCGGGAUCCUUCGGGUCCACACCAUCCACGAGGACAAAGAUGGCUUGGUGACUCAGCAGGACUUCAUGAGCUUCAUGAAGGAGUGUGGAAUGUGGUGAUCGCAAGAAUUAUGUUACUUUUGAUCAGUCUGGAUUGAUCUGAUUUGCAUGUUAUUUUGCUGAGAAUUGGGCCCAGAAUUUUUGCAGCGGCCUCUUCUCAGCCGGGAAUUCGGAGUGGCUUUCCCAUGGGCCGUAUGGGCCGUAUGGGCCGAGUGUUGAGAGGUCAGCGGCUCUCGGAUUCAUGACCGCCCUUUGGUGUGCAGA
This is a messenger RNA of Durusdinium trenchii, 1014 nucleotides long. The record is from the annotation of a GenBank genome assembly. NCBI's taxonomy places the organism in Eukaryota, Dinophyceae, Suessiales, Symbiodiniaceae.